Melanotaenia boesemani (Boeseman's rainbowfish) is the source of this 4572-nucleotide messenger RNA. It is a transcript of the gene efnb1, whose product is annotated as ephrin-B1. The record is from RefSeq and is a predicted model, not a curated record. Gene Ontology annotation, cellular component: plasma membrane. Gene Ontology annotation, biological process: axon guidance; ephrin receptor signaling pathway. NCBI's taxonomy places the organism in Eukaryota, Metazoa, Chordata, Actinopteri, Atheriniformes, Melanotaeniidae. Gene Ontology annotation, molecular function: ephrin receptor binding. Bases 899 to 1894 code for a protein of 331 amino acids. The transcript has 5 exons.
GCACACACUCACACACAGGAGCGCAGUGUUUCAGACGCUUAAAAAAAGUACAGGCAUGGAAAUAUUGGUGAGCUGAAUUGGAGCCACCUCGAAGGGCUGGCGAGCAGAUUUAAUCCUUCUUUGGUACUUUAUUUAUUAUUUUUACGAUUUUUAAGGGUUGUCCGUACGGCAAUAAUCAGGAGGAGACGUACAGUACCUACUUACGCACCGGCCACGCAGCAUGUCCGAGGUGGACUGAGAGGCUGCCCUGCUGGAGCGCAACACGCACACGGAACGGCGCUGAGAGCCGGGAGGGAUAUUUACAAUAGAAACUCAAUUCCUUUGCGAAGAAGAAUAGCAGAGGGAGGAGGAGUGAAAGAUAACACUGGAAUGAAGAGGACCUCGAGAUUCCUGGCGUGCUGCGGAGUUGUGACUGAUGGAUGAAUGUGGUCAUCUGUAGGCUAUAUGCGGCGACAGGUACAGACAUCAUCGGGGUAGCUUUGACAAAAGACGCCUCACCGACAGCCACAACGCCACACCGUGUCUCCAGAAACUCUGCGAUCGGUUGGAUCUGCUCCAUCAAACACUCAUCAGAUCGUUGAAUUUUCCUCUACAGGGUUAAUAAUAGUAAUAAAAAAGGUCGGGUUUUUGUCUCAGCCACAGGUCAUACGGGACACUCUCGGAACUGCUUUCCUUCAGAUCAAGUAGUCUACCGGCCGUUUCCUCGCACGACAGUUAAAGUCAAGGACACGGGGGUCUGGAGCAGAAGCCGGACAGAAGGACAUGUAUCUGAUAUCGACCUUACAGGCUCCCGACUGAUCGUAGCUCACCUUCCCACCGGGCGAACCACAGAUAAAGGCUGCCAGGCGCACCGUCCCCCGCUCCGCGUUAUCGGCUCACUGUCUGUACAUUUAUCAGAAUGGCGGGACUCUCUUGUUGGAAGUAUUACCUCUGGAUCUUUAUUUUAAUGUGCAGGUCGGCGCUGCCCUCGGCGAAAUCGCUGGAGACUAUAAUUUGGAGCUCGCAGAAUCCCAAGUUUAUUGCUGGAAAAGGCCUUGUGAUCUACCCUGACAUCGGGGACAAGCUGGACAUUAUUUGUCCCAAAGCGGACCAGGGAAGAGAUUAUGAGUACUACAAGCUGUACCUGGUGAAAAGAGAGCAGGCUGAGAGCUGCAGUACAGUACUCGAUCCAAAUGUACUGGUCAACUGCAACAAACCUGAGAAGGACAUCAAAUUCACCAUCAAAUUCCAGGAGUUCAGCCCUAACUACAUGGGCUUGGAGUUCAAGAGGAACUUCAGCUACUACAUCACCUCAACCUCCAACGGCACAGUUGAGGGCCUGGAGAACCGGGAGGGAGGUGUGUGCAAGAGCCGAGCCAUGAAAGUCAUCAUGAAAGUCGGGCAAGUCCCAAACGCAGUGAACCCUGUGGUGCCAGAGACUCCAAAGGACAAUGAAAUACCAGAGUCAAGUCCCAGUCCGCCUGACCAGGGUCCAAUUGGGCCUGUGAUGCCAGGAAACUCUGGCCACAAUCAGGACCAACCUGGGACCCCUUCAAAUUCGGACAGCAUCCUGAGUUCCAAAGUAGCCUUGUUCUCCGCUAUCGGUGCUGGCUGCAUCAUCUUCCUCGUGCUCAUCCUCCUCCUUAUCAUCCUCCUCAUCAAGAUGCGCAAGCGUGCCAGGAAAAAUGCCCACUCGCAGGCCCGCCCCUCGGCGCUGUCACUCAGCACACUCUCCAAUCCCAAACUGCCGUGUGGCACAUCCGGUACGGAGCCCAGUGACAUCAUCAUUCCGCUGCGGACAGAGAACAACUACUGCCCUCACUAUGAGAAGGUGAGCGGCGACUAUGGCCACCCAGUCUACAUUGUCCAGGAGAUGCCACCGCAGAGCCCCGCCAACAUCUACUAUAAAGUCUGAUGUGCUUCGCACGGCCAGUGACAUGGUCAGGAGAGAGAGAGAAGAAAACAAAAAGAAAGAGGAGCGCUUGAUUUACGUUCUUGGGGAAGAACACUUUCCUUUUGCAUUUUGGGGACUUGUUGCUUCUUCGAGCCCCUGUUAUUUCUACCACCUGCUGCACAAAUCUGGAGAACACACGCACUGACUAGUAACCAUUGGGCUUGUGAGCUGACUGAUGAGAGAGAGGUUUAUUCUGUUUGUUUGGGUUGUCUGACAAUCCCCACUCCCCCCCUACACCCACCCCCACCCCCUUCCUCCCCCCUCACCUCCCACCCUAUACGUAUCCUCCAGCUGUGUUCUGACAGAGAGAGGGGGGCGGGGCCGGGGCAACCAACCAACAGAUGGAACUCUACCUUCGUGGUUCGCUGUCCCUCUUAACGGAUGGGAUAUAACUUAUCUCAGCUCCCUGAAGUACAGUCUGUGCUACACCCAAUUAAACACACCAUCCUAGCACACUAGCCAGGAGCAGGCGGACACGGGCCUGAGCGCCAACCCAGCCUGCAGUUUUUGUGUGCGAGCAGAAAAAUGUGUGUGUGUAUGUGUGCACCUCUGUGCAUGUGUGCGUGUGUGGUAGUCGGGGCCCCUGUGCUGGGCCAGGAAACUCUCCAGAUAGCUCAGGUAUCUUACACAGUGUGUGAAAUAAUGUGUUCCUCUCCCUUCGCACCUCUGAUGUUUGCCUUACUUACUAUUUUUGAUGGAGGAUUUCCUUGAAACCCCGAUUCAGUUCACAAAGCAGUUGUAUUUUGUUAGACUUUUCCUACAAGUGCACAAUGUAUAGAGUUAAAUAGAUCAUGAUUAUUACUCCAUCUCUUCACCAGUUAUGUCAUCCAUUCAUCUCAUGUUUUGUUUUUUUAGUUUUUCUUAAGGAAGUACCUUGACCUGGAGUGUAGGAGUCGAGGUGUGUAUGUGUGUGUAUGUGAACACUCCCUUCGCCGUUGCUCUGAUAUGAGUUUCACCAUUACUCCGGUAUUUAUGACCUGCUUGUGUGUAUUUCAGGGUGUGUCCCUCUGUGAAGUGUAUGUGUUCGGGCAUGUCCGGACCAGUUUUAAAUGUGGGGAGACUUUAUUGGCUUUGUGGUAGAACACUACAUUACUGGAUCCUAAGCUUCGAAAAAACAAGACAGACAGACUGGUGCGCUGACGCAUAGACAAGCCUAAGAUCUGACAAAACCCCUCAUCGCGCUCCACUUGGAAUCGAUUAAAAGAUCUUACUGUCUGAUGGGCUUUGGUUUUUUAAGACAGCAGGCAGGUUGGUAUUUAUUUGUUCUGUCUUCUGGUGCCACACUUUCAGCAUCAAACAGUGAGGUGGGUGUCUAUUGGAUGGCUGGCACUGAUUGGCUGGCCUACAUAGGUAGGAUGCCCUAUAUAUAAGUUGGAUCGAGAGCUGGGAUACAGUACUGUCAGAUGCCAAUUGGCUGCCAUCUGUAGAUGAGUCAGUGGAGUGCACAGUUGGUGGCUUCGCCAGCGUGUGACUAAUCUGUGUGCCAUCUUCAUGCCCACACUCACCAGCCGGGGAGAGGAGUGGCGGAUAAAGGAGAAAAUGUUCCUGUGACAUGGCUUUAACCUGAGAAGAUGAUGGCAGUUGGGAAUGAAGAUGAGGGGGUAAUGGGUGAGGGAAGUGUAUGAGGUGGAGGAGGGGGGUGGCGUUCAUUUUCCUUCCUCUCACCAGUUGUGCUGUGAAUAAAAAUGCUGCGCAGAAUAUUUCACAGUCAAGGUGUUCAGCCAGCGAGGACACUGCAGCCCAGCUAUCACACAGCCCAGGGCAGCGGCACCGAAACAAGAUUUACUGCAGCUGGAUGUGUGCACGUGUGAGGAGGAGGCAGCGGCUUCUGUGUGGACACAUAGGUGCUCAUGUGCGUCAGGGUUUAUUUGUGCUUACAAUCGCAGUUUCUCAUUGUGUAUGUGUACAUGUGUGUGUAUGUGCAGCUGAACAGACUCGUUUCUCGGACUGGGCCUGGCUGCCAAAGCCGCGAGAGCUGCAGUCCCAGCUAAUGAUGUGUGAGAGGAGAGGGGAGACGAUAAGGACAGUCAUUCUUCAGCACGGAGACAUGAGCUGUCGUUCGGCACACAUGUACAUGCACACACACACACACACACACACACACACACACACACACACACACACACACACACACACACACACACACACACACACACACAAACACACCAAGACUGACGGGUCCAGGUUUAUCUCUGCUUUUAACAGUCAGACUGAUGGUUAAUGUUUAUUCUCUGGCAGAGGCACCUAUCACCCAUUGCCACGUACAGCACUACGGACAUACACUGCUGAGUUAAAAGGCAGUCCAGCUUCAGGACUCUGGGAAGACUCCAGUGGCUCUUGUGUGUCGUUAACCUCAGAGUUAACAACCUAAACAGCUGCUGCUUGUGCUUUUGUGGUCCUGUGUUUUAACUCAGCAAGCAGCCCUCAGUGGCCCUCUGCGAAACACAUCUAGAGCAUAUAUUUUUGUUUCGGAUCACUGCGCAUCUCUUCAGCUACACCAGCUUAGGGAGUCAUUACCAAAUUACCACAAACCAUAUUUCAUUUUCAUGCAUUCUGGUGACCACUUAAUGUUAUUCAAAUUCAAAGUGAAAAAAAAAAAAACAGAAACAGAAAAAUGUAAAUAUAUGGAUAGAGCCCAA